Molecule: messenger RNA, 4344 nt
Organism: Grus americana (Whooping crane)
Lineage: Eukaryota; Metazoa; Chordata; Aves; Gruiformes; Gruidae
Gene: ADGRG7
Product: adhesion G protein-coupled receptor G7
Exons: 15
Biological process (GO): G protein-coupled receptor signaling pathway; cell surface receptor signaling pathway
Cellular component (GO): membrane
Molecular function (GO): G protein-coupled receptor activity
Source: RefSeq, a predicted model, not a curated record
CAUGCCUUCAUUCCACUGGGACAGAAUAUUGGUUGGAAUUACCUGUUGCGUAGUUACCGUGACCCUUUGGGCACUGUGUAUUUGGCAGCUUGUCCUCAGGUUUAAAAUAGACACUACAGAAUCCGUGGUACCUCCAUGCUUCUGCCUCAAUGGUGGCGUCUGUCGGGAUGGAGUGUGCGUGUGCCCAGAAGAGUGGGUGGGAUCUCUGUGUGAGAUAGUUAAUUUCUGUGAAGCCAGUACUUGCACAGUGAACAUUUCUGAAUGCAUUAUAAAAAACCUUACUUUUGAACAGAUUAUAGUGGGUAAAUAUGGCAACUCCAAAGAAAAAUGUGAACCUGAUACUGUGAAUGGCAACACUUGAAUAGCAAUCUGGAUGUGCUCCAGAGAAGGGAGAACUCCUACUUUAAAGCCCUCCAAAAUUCUGAAUUGUAAUGAAAAUCUGGAGUCCCUAGCAUCACAGGUUGAAGCUGUGGACUCCAGCAAUGUUUCAGCUAUUGCAAGUAACACCCAAAUCCUCACCUCCAUGCCAGACCAAGUGACCACACAGAACAUCUCUGCUGCUGCUGCGAACAUCGCAGUGCAGAUUCUGAAAAAGCCAAAUGUUUCAGAGGACUCUCAGGCAUCUGUGGCAAUAAUGGCUACCGUGAGUCAGCUCUUGGAUGCCAAUGAAACAGAAUUCAACCACAAUAAUCUUGUCAAUGUUACAAGCAGCCUCAUGAAAACAAUGGAGGAAUUUUCGUUGACUGGCAACAUCUCACAGCCCAACGUUGCAAUCCAGUCAGCUCCACUGAAAUUAAACUCCUCUACGAUUCUCUUUUCAGCAAAGAGAGGUUCAUCAGACAAUGGAAGAGUUGGCUUUGUCCUGUAUCAAAAUUACAAACUCUUCCAGUCAAGGAUUUAUCAGAGUCGCAGUAGUUUCUCUAAACAAAUCAUCUCCGGCAACAUUGACAGUAGAAUAACCAGCGGUGCUGAAAUAGCCUUCAGUCCCAAGUACAACACAUCCGAACUGCAGCUGCGUGAUCAUGCCUGUGUCUUUUGGGACUACACUGUCAACGACUGGAGCACCACCGGCUGUGCAAAAGGAAGAGACCCGUUCUUGAGAUGCAGGUGUCAUCACACCACUAAUUUUGCUGUCCUGAUGGCCUUUCAGAUUAAAUAUAUAUAUGCAAAGCCUUUGGAAUAUAUUUCUAACAUUGGUGUUGGAUUGUCCGUGGCUGGUCUGGUCAUUACCAUUUUGUUUCAAAUAUUCACUAGGAAAACUUGAAAGUCAUCUGUAACAUGGAUGUUAGUGAGUCUCUGUUUCUCUAUGCUCAUUUUUAACAUCAUCUUCAUCUCUGGAAUUGAAAACCAAAAUGCCAGGAAUAACAGCAGUGAUACCACCAGCCACUACCAGCUAUACCUUCUGUAUGAUACCGCCAGUAACACCUUACUCACAUCUGACAUGUUAGAUCCUCCCGCAGACUCCUGGUGUAUAGCCAUGGCUGUCCUACUGCACUAUUUUUUGCUGGUGACAUUUAUGUGGACAGCACUCAAUUCUGCACAGUUGUACUUACUGCUGCUUAGAGCCACGAAGUCCCUGCCUGGACACUUCCUCAUAACCAUGUCAGUAAUCGGAUGGGGAAUCCCUGCUUUAGUAAUUGCAAUAACACUUGGAGCUACUUACAGAGAAGGAAAAGCUUUAAACUACCAACAGGAAGAAUUUUGCUGGCUUGCAGCACUGGAUCAAAAUCAGAAUUUCAGUGUGCAAAAGUCCAUGUUGUGGUCAUUCCUUUUGCCAGUAGCACUCAUACUCUUGUUCAACAUCAUCAUCUUCAUGAAGAUCAACGUCUCUGUGAUAUGGAAGAAGAAUGAGAAUUUGACAAGGAAUAAAAAGGAUUCAUUUAUGAAAAAGAUGAUUGGCACUAUCACUAUAGUGGUAGUGCUUGGAAUCACCUGGACGAUAGGCUACCUCAUGUUAAUAAGUCAUGAAGAAACAAGUCUUGUUUUCAGCUAUUUGUUCUGCAUUUUGAAUGCUACCCAGGGACUUCAGAUUUGUAUUCUCUAUACUUUCAGAUCACCAAUCUUCAAGAACGAAGUUUCUGAAGUGUUUCCUGUUUUCUGGCUGCGAGAGGUACCGCAGUAUCUGCAUUCAAAAACUUACUAUGUUUCAAAAUCACAGCCUGCAAAACAUUCACAGGAAACUUUCAGAUCAACUCAGACUUUUUCAGAGAAUAUUUUCUUGUCUACCUUCCCUAACUGGAGUUAGAAACAUGUAAAUAUGUGAAACAUAAUCCUGCAUUUUUCAUGGUUUAUGUAGAUCUCACAGGUAUCUUGCAUGAUGGACAUACUACUCGAGCUGCAGGUAGCUUGGAAUAGAUCAUAAGCCAAGACCACCAGAAGUCAAAAGUAGGACCACAGGCUAGCAAGGCUGUACGAUUGUUAAGCAGCAAUGAAGUGCUAGAUCAUCUUGAUAUUAUUUGUACUGUGUGACACUGAGGAAGGUCUUUGAAAGGAUUUGACAUUAUUAUAGUUUUGUAUUACAGUACAGAUGUAUGGAAGUUGCUCUAUUCAUGCCCUUCUCAUUUUUCAGGCCUGUUGAACAUGUUUACUUAGCCUCUGCACUGUAGCUCUCCUCUCCCUUUUGUAAGAAUAAUUUCAAUUUAAUUGGAAACCAAAAGGUAAAUCAACAAACAGCACAGUUCUUACUGGCUCUGGGUCCAAAUUCUACUUACUACUUCUAUAAUAUGUUGGCUUGGUCUUUACAGAAGAAGUUGUGGAUGCCCCGUCCCUGGAAGUGUUCAAGGCCAGGUUGGACGGGGCUUUGGGCAACCUGGUCUAGUGGAGGGUGUCCCUGCCCAUGGCAGGGGGGUUGGGACUAGGUGAUCUUUGAGGUCCCUUCCAGCCCAAACCAUUCUAUGAUUCUAAGAAAAUCUGUAUCUUAGAAUGGUCUUUUAAAUUUCUCAGCUAAAACUUCUUUAAUAUAAAUGGUAAUUAGACAAAAUAUUCUGUUUUCAUAUGAGAAAAUGAAAAAAAAAAAGUUAGAUGCUUGAAGAAACAGGCUAGGAAAGAAAUUCUUUAUACAUAUGUAACAUAGGUCCUAUUCACACGACCCCAGCUUUAGCCUGUGAUAGGAAGCAUUUCCUCUUUUGGAGGCAGGUGGGUGUUGCCAGAAUAGCAGCUGGAGUGCUUCAGCUAGCAUCCUGCUCUGAACUGACUUUGUCUCUCUGUCCUUUGACUUUAUGGGCAGCUUGGAAGAGGGGCCCUUGACCUAAGCAUUAAGAGUUUGGUUUCUAAACUUUGGCUGUAAGUAAAUAUACAUCCUCCCCCUUCUCCAUCCACCUUUUAUUAAAUUAUUCAUUAUGAAAAGGUUAAAAGCAAUGUCAAAGGGACAGGGGAGAAGAGUUUCUGGAUGUUUAAGUGAGGUAUAAGGGAAAAGGAGAGUACCUUGAUGGAAGGAAGUGUAUGGCGGCUUGAACACAAUGGGUGUGUGAAGUGCAAGCCGCUUUCAUUUUUUCUGAAAAUCAGUGUGGUGUGUUUUGAAACUUCCAAGCUGCUUGAAAUAAGGUCACAGGCAUGAUUCAGCAUGUGAUGGCUGAAUAUUUGGGCAUCAUACAUGAGACUUUCUGACUAUCUUCACAGAAUCAUUUCAGCAGUCCUGAAAAGUUCUCCAUGUCUUAGAAAUCCAUGCUCUAUCAAGCAGAAAAUAAGUGCUCUCUAGCAUUGAUAAGUCUUCAGAAAGAGCAGUCACAUCAGUUCAUCGCCAGUGCUCCAGAAAAGGCAGAGGUCAUUAAAAGUUACCUAGGAAGGUGAUUCAUACUGUUUUUUGGAACAAGAAGUUUAUGUUUCCAUUGGCAUCUGUUUUUUUAUUUGUAAAUCAAAUGCAUAAUACCUGCUUUUGUCAAUACCUUCAAUUUCAUUGAAGAAAGAGUAUUUUAGAAAUUAUAGUGUGGUUUAGGAAGGAUGAUAUUUGAUUGUGUAGUAAAACACAGCUAGGCACUGUGAGGAUGGCUCCUUCAAUGAAUGAUAAUAUUUUGUAGUCUGUGAUAUUUUUCCCCACAAACAAGAAUAUUCUCUAAAGCACAUCCCAUUUAAUUUUGAACACAGAUCUGUUAAAAAACUAAUAAAUAUGCCUCCAUAUUAUACCAAAAACAAACAAAAAAACCCCAAAGAAAAAUUUGAAGUAUUGAAUUGGAAAAGUGUUGACUUUUUAAACAUCCUGUAUCUAAGUAUUUCAGAUGUUAAUAAAAUGCUGUUAUAGCCAACACUGAGCAUGUCUCACCUAACACAAAACAUUUUCAGCAUAAAACUCCCAUAAUUUUUUACAUUUUAUGGCUUUUUUUUUCAUUCAGGGAAUCUUAAUUUCAA